This is a messenger RNA of Bactrocera neohumeralis, 550 nucleotides long. RefSeq lists its product as uncharacterized. Bases 134 to 514 code for a protein of 126 amino acids. Lineage: Eukaryota; Metazoa; Arthropoda; Insecta; Diptera; Tephritidae. The record is from RefSeq and is a predicted model, not a curated record. The transcript is spliced from 2 exons.
UCCAAAGCAACAGCUCCCUAGUACGUGAAAUAAAUAAAAUAAAACAUAAUUUUAAAGUAAUUAAUUAUAAUAGCUUAAUAAUUCAGUCUGGAAGUGGAUUUUAUUUCACACCACUAAUUAACUGAUUGACAUCAUGAGCUCUAUAAAUAAUUAUGGAUAUGAACCUAACAGCAGCCAAAUAAUAUAUCAAAAUCUACACAGCACAGACCAACAGUCUCUUAAAAAUUUAAUAGCGGAGUUGACGAUGGAAGUGCGGGCUUUAAAGACAGAAGUGAAGGAGCUAAAGGAAGAAAACAAAAUAAAUUUGUUGAAGCUGACAGAGGAAGUUAUUGCGGUCAAAUUGGAAAACAGGGGAAAACCCUCUGAAAGUCAAAGCCCAGAAUUCGACCAACUACCAUUUUACCAUAAGAAGGAUCUUGACGAUUUCGAAGCACAGCUUUUACAAAAACCAGAGUUGUUGAAGAAAUUUGUAUGUAUAAUGCUUAUGUUGAUUUUACCAGUUACAAAUGUAUAACAAAGAAUUAUUUAUAGAAACUGUAUAUUAAGAAGA